AGUGCAGGGAAGACUAUCAGUAUUGCGACUUCCUCAGUCCUGAUCUUUGAUCACCCAUUCCUCAUUAAUCAUUGACCUCACAUUCCACCUGAACAUUGCAUGGCAUGUAAUGAUUGCUGAUUUUUAUUGCAUGUAAUCACGUAGAAUUGUGCACAUUGCAGAUUCCAUCCUCUUGCAGGCUGUGUCUUUGUAUCUGGAGAUAAUGUUCGCACAUCUCCCCUGCCCUGGCACCCUGAGAGUGUUCUGCAGGAUGUCCUCCUCCUGUGCCAGCGCCUUGCCUGCGUCCCUGUUGCGCUCAGCUGCCUACGUCGGGGGUUCCUGGAUACGUUCCUCUGAUUCUGCCACUUUCCCGGUGCUGGAUCCCGCCACUGGCACAGAACUGGUGAAGGUUACUGACUGUGGGCCUGUAGAGUGCAGAGAGGCAUUAAGAACUGCUUCAGGGGCAUUUCAGAGCUGGAAGGAGGUGCCCGCCAAGGAACGAAGCAAUCUGUUGCGCAGAUGGUAUGACCUGAUGAUCCAAAACAAGGAAGAUCUAGCCAAGAUUAUUACAGCGGAAAAUGGCAAACCUUUAAAGGAAGCACUUGGUGAAAUUGUAUAUGCUGCAGGCUUUCUGGAGUGGUUCUCUGAAGAGGCUCGCCGUAUAUAUGGAGAUGUGAUUCCUGUGUCACUGAAAGACCGAAGAGCUUUGGUCCUCAAACAACCUGUUGGAGUUGCAACCAUCAUUACCCCAUGGAAUUUUCCCAGUGCAAUGAUCACAAGAAAGGUUGGGGCUGCUCUGGCUGCUGGAUGUACCGUUAUAGUGAAGCCUGCAGAAGACACCCCGCUGUCUGCAUUAGCACUUGCAGAGCUCGCUCAUCAGGCCGGCAUUCCAGAUGGCGUGUACAAUGUUGUGCCAUGUUCCAGGCAGAAGGCCCCAAAAGUUGGAGAAAUUCUUUGCACAGAUCCUGCAGUAGCCAAAAUUUCUUUUACUGGGUCUACUGCUACAGGAAAGGUUCUGCUUCGCUAUGCAGCUGAUUCUGUAAAGCGGGUGUCUAUGGAACUUGGAGGUCAUGCUCCGUUCAUUGUGUUUGAUAGUGCAGACGUUGACAAAGCAGCAGCUGGUGCUUUUGCUUCCAAAUUUCGGAAUUCUGGACAGACUUGUGUCUGUUCAAACCGAUUCCUUGUUCAAAAGGGAAUACAUGAUGUCUUUGUAAAGAAGCUGGCAGCGUUGGUAACAAAUGAUUUACAUUUGGGCAAUGGAUUUGAAGAAGGUGUCACUCAGGGUCCACUUAUUAAUGAAAAAGCCGUGGAGAAGGUGGAGCAGCAUGUGCAAGAUGCCGUGUCUCAGGGUGCUUGUAUUGAAGUGGGAGGCAAACGGUCCAGUGUUGGCAAAAACUUUUAUGAACCUACAUUGAUCAGCAAUGUUACUACAAAGAUGCUUUGCACCAGAGAAGAAACAUUUGGACCCCUAGCACCUGUCAUUAAAUUUGAUACUGAAGAGGAAGCCCUUGCCAUUGCAAAUUCAGCUAAUGUCGGCUUAGCGGGUUACUUUUAUUCCCAGGACCCAGCACAGAUCUGGAGAGUGGCAGAACGCCUUGAAGUGGGAAUGGUUGGUGUUAAUGAGGGCUUACUCUCCUCAGUAGAGUGUCCGUUUGGUGGAGUCAAGCAGUCUGGUCUUGGCAGAGAAGGAUCCAAAUAUGGCAUUGAUGAGUAUUUAGAAGUUAAAUAUGUGUGUUAUGGAGGUCUAUAAUGUAUAGUAUGAAAAUGCCAUUAUUUACCGAGCACAAUAAAUCCAGUAGGCCAUAUGAACAAACCUC
This is a messenger RNA of Rana temporaria (common frog), 1796 nucleotides long. It is a transcript of the gene ALDH5A1, whose product is annotated as aldehyde dehydrogenase 5 family member A1. Gene Ontology annotation, molecular function: succinate-semialdehyde dehydrogenase (NAD+) activity. The transcript is spliced from 10 exons. The record is from RefSeq and is a predicted model, not a curated record. Bases 203 to 1729 code for a protein of 508 amino acids. Gene Ontology annotation, biological process: GABA catabolic process. Lineage: Eukaryota; Metazoa; Chordata; Amphibia; Anura; Ranidae.